AUGCACGUCACAACCUUCCUCACGGGGCUUGUCUCCCUCUUGUCUGUCACUACCGCCAUCCCAGUGGGAAACGAUAACCCAACUCCCACAUCCUCCGUAUCCAAGCCUCUCGUCUCGCCCUCGAGCUCUGCCUCUGCCUCAGCUUCGGCUACCCCCUCGCCCAACCCCUACGAGGCUUACACAUGCCCCAAGGGUAAGUUCAAGUCCUGCUGCAUGUCUGUGCAGCAAGCGGGCGGUGAUAUCGUCAAGGGGCUCGGCGAGUUAGUCCCAGUCAUCAGCGGACUGCAGGUUAGCUCGGCUGUAUCUUUCAAGUGCAAGGACAUGGCAGAGAAAGAGGCUCCUGAUACAUGCAACGCGAAGGGUUAUUCUCCCAUGUGCUGCAAUAGCAAAAAUGAUGAUCCCGGCUUCAACUCCUGCAAACCUUUCGCGGAGGUUAAGAAGACUUACUAUACGAACCAAAUGAAGGAUAUGCCGGAGACGCAGGCUGAUUUGAUCAUGGACGUUCUCACUUAA
Penicillium crustosum is the source of this 513-nucleotide messenger RNA. RefSeq lists its product as uncharacterized. The transcript is spliced from 3 exons. The coding region runs from base 1 to 513 and encodes 170 amino acids. The record is from RefSeq and is a predicted model, not a curated record. Lineage: Eukaryota; Fungi; Ascomycota; Eurotiomycetes; Eurotiales; Aspergillaceae.